Nelumbo nucifera (sacred lotus) is the source of this 1485-nucleotide messenger RNA. The record is from RefSeq and is a predicted model, not a curated record. Lineage: Eukaryota; Viridiplantae; Streptophyta; Magnoliopsida; Proteales; Nelumbonaceae.
AGGAAGAAGCUUCAAUGGUGGUUAUAGGCGAGCAAAAAAAAAAAUCGACAAUCAGAGGAGACUGGCUUCAGUUCCUUUCUUUUCUGUACUUAGCAGAAGCAAGGAACCAUUUGAUUGGACGUGGAUGCAAUUGUUGAGUAGCAGGAGAAGUCCCCUUGAACUGAUAGAUUGGACAAAAAGGAAAGCCCUGAACCUGAAAGGACCUGCUCAGGGACUAGGAUUCCAUGGAAGAGAUUUGAAAUAUGGUUUUAACAAGUCCACUCGACAUGGAAAACUUGUUUGUUCAACUCCAAAUUCAGAUGACAAUCAGCCGCCUCUCUUUGUCUCCCAAGAAAAGCCAAACACAAACCAUGCACCUGAACCCUUGUUGAGCAAAUGGUCUCCUCCUAGGUACCUGUGGAGGGGAUUAUCUGUUCUCAUCCUGGCAGGACAGGUGAUUAUUAGAACUCUGAAAGGUAAAGUCCAUCGGAACAACACCCUUCAGCAACUGGAGAGGGUAGGACCUAGAUCAGUUGGGGUUUGCCUCUUGACCUCAGCUUUUAUUGGUAUGGCUUUCACAAUUCAAUUCGUUAGAGAGUUCACCAGAUUAGGGCUACACAAAUCCGUUGGUGGUGUAUUGGCCCUAGCCUUCUCUAGAGAGCUAAGUCCUGUGGUUACAUCAGUUGUUGUAGCUGGCCGCAUAGGAAGUGCAUUUGCAGCAGAAUUAGGGACAAUGCAGGUCUCCGAACAGACUGAUACACUGAGGGUGCUUGGUGCUAAUCCAGUGGAUUACCUGGUCAUACCCAGGGUGAUUGCUUGCUGCAUGGCUGUGCCAAUUUUGACUCUCAUGUGUUUUACAGUAGGAAUGGCAUCUAGUGCUCUUUUGGCUGAUGGUGUUUAUGGGAUUAGCAUUAACAUUAUCUUGGAUUCAGCUCAGAGAGCUCUUAGGCCUUGGGAUAUUAUCAGUGCGAUGAUCAAGUCGCAGGUUUUUGGGGGCAUCAUUGCUAUAGUGAGCUGUGCAUGGGGAGUUACCACCAUGGGAGGUGCCAAAGGCGUUGGCGAAUCAACCACUUCAGCAGUGGUGAUCUCUCUCGUUAGCAUCUUUAUCGCUGAUUUUGCCCUCUCAUAUUGCUUCUUUCAGGGUGCUGGAGAUUCACUGAAGCACUGUAUGUAACGUUUAUAGUUUCAGGUACACUUGUGAUCAAUCAUCUUUUGAUGUCCAGGCGGGAGCUUGUUCAAUUGCUGUGUUCUUUCUGAAUGCAACAAGAGAUACCAGACCAAGCAUUCCAUGCUCUGAAAGGAGCAAAGUUUCUGUAAAAAUCUGUUUUACUUGAUGUUCGCCAUCAUUUUUAUUUUACUAUUCUGUCUUGGAUUCUCUCGAGUGUAUAGUCCAUUAAACAAAUACGCAGUGUAAUGCAUUUUCUUGUGGUAUCAUCUAGAGUCUAGACUGCAAGCAAAGAAAAUUUCACUUGUGAGAAAAUUGUUGUGAACUAAUUUCUUUGGUUA